CGGGCGGGCGGGCGUAUGGCGGGCGGGCGGCGAGCUGGCGGGCUAGUAGGUUCCGAGGCUGCACCACACAAAAUGGCGCCCGAUCGCUCGCCCGCCCGCCCGCCAGCGACACUCCCUCCGCUCCCUCCUUCCUGCUGCCAGCCAGCCAGCCAGCGCGCGGCGCACGCGGCCACACCCGACCCGACCGGAGACAGGCAGGCAGGCAGAGGGAGCGCGAGGCCGGCGGUCCCGAAGGCGGAAACGCCCGAGCACGGCCGGAAACCGCCGGGCGCCACCGAGUCCUGGCGGGGGUGGUGCCUCCGAGCAUGUACAGAGGGCGGGCGCACGGGCGGGGGUCGUGAAGUGACGUCACGGCGCGAGUGGGCGAGCCCAGGCGCCGACGCGAUUCAAAGCCCCGGCUGCAAAAAGGGAGCCCGCCCAGCCAUGGUGGAGAAGGAGAAGAAAGGCGGCGCGGCCGCUGGAGUUGGAGCCCCGGGGGCAGUCGCCGCCGCCAUCAUAAGCGAGGAGGAGGCGGCCCAAUAUGACCGCCAGAUCCGUCUCUGGGGGCUGGAGGCACAGAAACGCCUACGGGCAUCUCGGGUGCUGUUGGUGGGCAUGAAAGGCUUGGGGGCAGAAGUAGCCAAGAACCUCAUCCUGGCAGGAGUCAAAGCCCUAACUAUGCUUGACCAUCAGCAGGUGUCACCAGAAGAUAUGCAAGCACAGUUUCUGGUCCCUGCGGGAUCACUGGGCAAGAACAGGGCAGAAGCCUCGCUAGAGCGUGCUCAGGAUCUCAAUCCCAUGGUUGAUGUGAAAGCAGACCCUGAGAACGUUGAGCUGAAGGCUGAGGAGUUCUUCACCUGCUUUGAUGUGGUCUGCUUGACAUGCUGCUCUCAGGAGGUGCUUGUGAAGGUCGACCAAAUAUGCCACAAGAAUGGCAUAAAGUUCUUCACGGGUGAUGUCUUUGGUUACCACGGCUACAUGUUUGCCAACCUGGGCGAGCACGAAUUUGUGGAAGAGAAAAUGAAGGUUGCCAAAGCCAGCCAGGGAGUGGAAGAUGGACCUGACAAAAAGAAGGCCAAGCUGGAUUUCACAGAGACCACCCUAGUGAAGAAGCGUGUGAAUUUCUGCCUCCUGAAAGAGGCCUUGACGGUCAGCUGGAGCAGUGAAAAGGCUAAGGCUACCUUGAAGCGCACGACAUCAGAUUACUUCCUGCUCCAAGUGCUCCUGAAAUUCCGGACCAAAAAGGGUCGAGAUCCUUCCCUGCAGAGCUACACAGAGGAUGCAGAGGAGCUUUUGCAGAUGCGAACCGAUGUGCUGGCCUCUUUGGGUGUUGGGACUGACCUGCUCCCUGAUGACUUUGUCAGCUCCUGCUUCUCCGAAAUGGCUCCUGUCUGUGCUGUGGUUGGAGGAGUGCUGGGUCAGGAGGUUGUCAAAGCCCUGUCUCAGCGGGAUGCUCCCCUCAACAACUUCUUCUUCUUCGAUGGCAUGAAGGGCAACGGAAUUGUGGAGUGCCUGCUCCCGAGCUAAGACUGGGCCAGGACCCUGUUAGUAGUCCUGGAGCAACUUGGGGCAGCUCCAUGACUUGCCAUGGGCUGUCGUGUCCCAUGGCACCCGUGACCCUGGGAGGCAUGGGCUGUUGCUGAGGAGACCCCCUCUCCUCCUGUGCUUCCCCCCACCCUGCUUUGGCUUAAGCACUCAAUAAACUCUUUAUUUUAGUAA
Rhineura floridana is the source of this 1698-nucleotide messenger RNA. It is a transcript of the gene SAE1, whose product is annotated as SUMO1 activating enzyme subunit 1. The transcript is spliced from 9 exons. Gene Ontology annotation, cellular component: SUMO activating enzyme complex; cytoplasm. The record is from RefSeq and is a predicted model, not a curated record. Gene Ontology annotation, biological process: protein sumoylation. NCBI's taxonomy places the organism in Eukaryota, Metazoa, Chordata, Lepidosauria, Squamata, Rhineuridae. Gene Ontology annotation, molecular function: SUMO activating enzyme activity. The coding region runs from base 16 to 1506 and encodes 496 amino acids.